UCGUUCCAAGCAUCUGCUGCGGAGGGGGAGCUAGCGGACAGGCGAGCUGGGGAAGGCUGACUGCGCUCGGCUCCCGUGUAAAGGGCUGAGGCGCUGGGCGGGGCCGAGCCAAAGCUAGCAGCCGGGUUGCGGGUUGCCUCCCGGGCCCGGCCGCCCUUGCUGAGCACCCCUCCGCUGCGGCGACUGCGCUGCUGGCCCGCGGCGACCUCACGCGCCAGUGUCCAGCAUGACGGAGCUGAGGCAGAGGACGGCCCGCGAGCCGGACGCGCCGCCCGAGGACAAGGAGUUGGAGUCAGAAUCGAAGGCUGAUGGCGAGACUGCGUCAGACAGUGAGAGCCGAACGGACCUGGCUGCCCCGCCCGCCCCCGUGGACAACACCCCGGAGGUCCUCAACAGGGCCCUUUCCAACUUGUCUUCCCGAUGGAAGAACUGGUGGGUAAGAGGCAUACUGACUUUGGCCAUGAUCACAUUUUUCUUCAUCAUCAUAUACCUGGGACCAAUGGUUUUAAUGAUGAUCGUGAUGUGUGUUCAGAUUAAGUGUUUCCACGAGAUCAUCACAAUCGGCUACAAUGUCUACCACUCCUAUGACCUGCCCUGGUUCAGGACCCUCAGCUGGUACUUUCUGCUGUGUGUAAACUAUUUCUUCUAUGGUGAGACGGUGACGGAUUACUUCUUCACCCUGGUCCAGAGAGAGGAGCCUUUGCGGAUUCUCAGUAAAUACCACCGGUUCAUUUCCUUCACCCUCUACCUCACAGGAUUCUGCAUGUUUGUACUGAGCCUGGUCAAGAAGCAUUAUCGGCUGCAGUUCUAUAUGUUUGGCUGGACCCAUGUAACGCUACUGAUCGUUGUGACCCAGUCACAUCUUGUUAUCCACAACCUGUUUGAAGGAAUGAUCUGGUUCAUUGUCCCCAUUUCCUGUGUGAUCUGCAAUGACAUCAUGGCCUAUAUGUUUGGCUUUUUCUUUGGCAGGACGCCACUCAUCAAGCUGUCUCCAAAGAAGACCUGGGAAGGCUUCAUUGGGGGCUUCUUUGCUACUGUGGUGUUUGGCCUUCUGCUGUCCUACGUGAUGUCGGGGUACAGAUGCUUUGUCUGUCCCGUGGAGUACAACAACGACACCAACAGCUUCACCGUGGACUGUGAGCCUUCAGACCUGUUCCGCCUGCAGGAGUACAACAUUCCUGGGGUGAUCCAGUCGCUUCUUGGCUGGAAAACUAUCCGGAUGUAUCCCUUCCAGAUUCACAGCAUCGCCCUCUCCACCUUCGCCUCGCUCAUCGGCCCCUUUGGAGGCUUCUUCGCCAGUGGCUUUAAGCGAGCCUUUAAAAUCAAGGACUUUGCCAAUACCAUUCCUGGCCAUGGAGGCAUCAUGGAUCGCUUUGACUGCCAGUAUUUGAUGGCCACCUUCGUCAAUGUGUACAUCGCCAGUUUUAUCAGGGGCCCUAACCCGAGCAAACUGAUUCAGCAGUUCCUGACCUUGCGGCCAGAUCAGCAGCUCCACAUCUUCAACACACUCAGGUCUCACCUGAUGGACAAGGGGAUCCUGACAGCCACUGCAGAGAAUGAGUAGGGGCCGCCUGGGGCGGAGCCCAGGGGCAGGACUGAGGAUGGGGCAGGUCUCCAAGGCAAGCCCAGCUGCUGUGACUUAGUGAAAAGCUUCAACUCCCUGGCUUUUCUUUUCUUCUUCUUUUUUUUUUUGGGGGGGGGGGAGGUAGUGUUUUUUAUUUGUGGGUUUUGAAAACAAUUUGUAUAUACAGUCUGUUUAUGGUUUGAGUUGUGAGUAAUCUCUAGCUGAGUUGGAAAGAAGUCACAGGGGUUUACAUUUGAAGUUUUUAAACAGCUGAAGGGUUGAGCAGCCUGGAGGACAGUGUUGCCCAGCUCAUGAUGUCUGCUUGGGGUUCCAUCCCUGUCUAUGGACUGUUUCUGGGCCCAGGUGGUGGACACUGAUCUGUACCUGACCUAUGCAGGGGCCUCUCCCACAUGGGCCAAGGUGCUGACAGCUCCUUGGGGGCUUCUUAGUCAUCCCUUGCUGGGACCUGCAGAGGGCGACUUUCUGUAGGCUGGUGGGGUGGGAGGGAGGGAUGGAAGCUCUGUUCAGAAGAGCACUGUGUCCGUACUAGAAUCCUGCAGGGGGUAUGUGAGCUGUGCUGCGUAGUAUGGGCUCACCUUACAUUAUUACAGAUGGCAAGAUUUCAGGUUUUAUUUUUUCAGAAAGCACGAAAAAUUGUUUAUAAUAAUCUGGAGAAAAAAGUCACACUGUAAUAUUUCAAGUGUAUGCAGUAGAGUGCACUGUAACCAAGCCCUCUCCCAGUUUCUCCUAGUGGGCAGUCCGGCGAAAUACGUCUUUUCAGGGAUGAGGUCAUGGGCGUCUGUGCUGAAGACUUGCUGCUGCUGAGCAGGGUGAGGUGGACAGAGGACCCCACAUGCAGGGAGCAGGGGGCUUUUGGUUCUCGUGGCCUUCGCUAAAUGCCCACGUAGCUGCUGUGUUGUAUAUCCAUUAUUCUUGAGGUGUGUGUGCGUGUGUAUGUGUGUUCUAAAAGUCACUUCCUUCUUACAAGGAUUUCACUAUACUAUGACUUGUUUGCCACAAAGUUUUGCUUAAACCUAUGGCAAACCUAACCUGUAGAGCUUGAUUAUUCUGAAGAUUAAAUGCAUACUUUUUAUAUCAUGUGACCAGUUUAAACUUAAUGUGUGUUUUACUGGGGGACCUUGUUUGAUGGUUGUUUGUGUAAACUGUGAUUUACUUUUCCCCUGCUGGUUAUAGGGGUGAGACUGGCUUUGGGAAGACAGAUUAGGUCUUGGUCAGGUCAGCCCAGCACAGCGGGGAGGACUCAGAGUGCCGGAUCAUUCCAUGUCCUGCUUGUGUUCAUUGCCAGUGAGAGCUAACUCCGCCAGCCCUCAUCAGGCACACUUUUGUGGUGUUUGUUUUUAAAUUGGUCACACUGCCUCCUGAAACCUGGCAUCCAGGACGGCUGCAGGGUCCACAGGGGACAGAGCCCCUGUCACUGUGCAGGCUGCCCCAUGGGUAUGGGCCUGGAGCAGCUUCUCUCUACACUGCUACUUCCAUUCCAACCUCCGGGCUUUUCGUUCUCAGACGCAAGGCCUCAUAAGUGUUGUGCUGGGAGUGUCACUUUCUGCUUUGUGGCCCUGGGCAGGAAACCUCCCUCUCAGGGCCCUUGCACUCUGGGUUGUCUUUGAGCUGUGUGGCUCUGUGAUUCCACCAGUCUCCUGUGGAUACUAAACCAUGUCCCAGGCACUCAGAAGGAAGCACUUUUAGGCCUUGUCCAAGAUGACUCAUGUCUCACAUCCUGAGCAGUGAUUAGCAGUGAGGCUGUUUUCUGUCUGGAAUGAACUUGGACCCAGAAGCACCUCAUUUGUCUCCCAUCGACCUGUUGUGCAGUUCUUGAGAAAUGGGGCUUGGGGAGGCCCAGCAUCAAACCCACUCUGCGACAAGGCCACCUUCACUGAUCCCUUGUGGAUACGGUCACUGCCGGGUGCCUGAGAAACUGAAUCUCGGCACUCCUGGGAGCUGCCAGCAAGAGACCUGAGAGGCAGUGUGGGCCGUUUCUGUCUGUCUGUCUGUUUUCUUGAUUUCCUGGAGUGCAGAAUUUCCCAGUCGGGUAGCCGGGGUAGCAGUGCCACCUUGUGUCUCACAGAGCAGGUUCCAGAGACUACUUAAAGCACCUGGGCAGAUCUUAAUGACGUGCAUAACUUGCUGUAGACCCGUUGGUUUUUAUUUUUUGUCAGAAAUAAAAUGUGACCAAAAUCAUGUCUGCCCUUGUCAUGCAUUAUUUGUCACUUCUGUGCCUGGCAUGAUGUGUUCCACUUGGCGAUGUGUUCAUAAGUGUGGUGUAGUCCUGAUGUAGAGAUUUCUGUUUUGUUUUCUGGUUUGUAUCCCAUGCAUUCACAUCAGCCUCUGAGAUAACCUCAGGGGAGGGCUUCCAUGGGGCAGUGAGGGGAGCCAGACUCACCCCGUCUGGCACUGCCCCCAAAGGACAAGGACCUGCGAGACCCCAGCCCCACUUGUACCCGAAAUGCUGCAGUGUUUCUUUCCCUACGCUCAGGAGGCUCAGGAGCCCCAGGAGGCCGGGCCGAGCCAGGCUGGAGCUUAAGUAACUGUUAGCUCAUAAUUGGCCAAAUAAGGAGCUGCUGAGCUGGGAAGCCCCACGAACCAGGGCUGAUUGUGGGAACUCGAGCCUGGUAUCCCAGCGAGUUCUGCUCGGGACUGCUCAUGGGGAAGAGCCAUCUCUGUGUGUGAGCUGCCCCCUUCACGGCGGGUAUCACUGAACAAGUGCAAUUUGUGUUUUACUCCUGAGGGUGAAGCCCUGGAAGGCAGCUGGCACUCUGCAUGUAUAUCACUUCUUGCCUGUUUUUCUGUUCUUUCAUAUAUCCUGGCUAGGGGCUCGCACAGGGACUGGCUGGCAGCAGCCAUGCACCUUAGGAAGCCAGCCCAGGGUGGAUCUUCAGGGCUGACCGUGGCUGAAACCCCUCUUUAGUACUGUCCUGGGCACUGUUGUAGUGGGCAUCGGGCCACCAUUCUCUUACACUGCUUCUGUGCAGUAGAAAGAGGAAUGCGUACUCGUGUGGACACCUGUGGAGUGAGUCACUUAGAAUCAGGUCAGGGUGGAGAGGAAAGGCCGAGGGAGGGUGUAUGGGUGACUGUUGCACCUGCACCUUCAUACAGCGAGCUGGGGCCUCUGUGAUUGGGACACAACUCCUGAGGAAAAGCCUGAUCCUUGGGCACAGUCUCAUUCUCCCUUAUCUUACUCCAAACAAACUUCCUUUUCCCCUUGUCACUAUUCCCAGCUUGCAGGUUGAUAGCCCCCACUUCCUGACUCGGUUUCCCUCCAUAGGGCCUCGCCACUUACAGUGCUGGGUUUGGAUCAAGUGGUGAUGAAGGCCCCUUACUUAGGGGCUCCGCUAGGCCCACCUGCCCUUACCCAUGCCCCUCAGCGGCAUCCUGGCUGCUGUUUUCACUUGAAUGUGGCCCACCUUUCUGUCCCUCAGGCCUCUCCUUUCUGGUUGACUUUACCUGUGCUGCUAUUCUCAGCUGGUUGGACUUGUACCUGUUUGCCCGGGGACCAUGCUUCCCAAGGCCAGGACCUCCUGCUUUGAGGGCGGUUUGCGAGGUAACUUGGGUGCAGUGUUGGGUUAGGCUGUGUGGGUGGUUUAUGAGAAUGGAGGGGCCGAAUGCGCAAAGACAAGCAGCUCAAAUCCAUUGGCCCCUGUCCCGUCCUGUCCUUGUUCACCAGAUGCCAAUUUGCAGGCUCCUUCUCUUUAUUCUCAAGCCAGUGAAACACCAGGAGUGAAUCUAUCAAUGGUUGCAGUGAUACAGUGCUUAAUAUGUGCCAGCCGCAGCGCUAGGAGUUUGCAUCCAUUUUUCCCUCCAACCCAGAAACCCUUUGAUGAGAUGGCACUGUGCUCACUUUACAGAUGAGCAAACAGGCCCUGCCCCGGAGGCUGAGAGCAGUGGCAAAACACGGAUGGACUUCAGGCUCACACUGCCCCAGGCCUGGGCUCCUGGCCUCCUGCUCCUGCCUACCCGAGUCCAAGGAUAGCAGUAAGACUUUAAUGAGAUAAUGCAUGAAAACAUCUAGCACGGUGCCUGGCACAUAGUAAGCGUACAACACAUGAUUGUCAUUCUUAUUAAGCUCUCCAGGUCAUUGACUCACACUAGAAUACUGUUAGAGGAUGGGUUCUCAGCCACCAUAGUGCUACACCUUGUGUACAGCCUGGUGUUCACGAGCCACAUCAUCGUGUUUAAAAGAAGCAGCGCAGUUGUAGCAGUGUGGCACGUUGGUGCCUCACACAGUGUAGGGGAAAAGGACGGGAGGGUGCAGAGUCUGUACUUUGAGAGUGCGGCCUGCCCCAGCGAGGUGCUCACUUCCUGUGUGCCUGGUCUGACUCCCCCGCACUGUUUCUGCUUCCUGGGGCGACUAUACUUUGUGGACAGCGAGGGCCUGUGACUUGCUCUGGGCUCCUCCCACGCUGACCAAGGGCCAUGCUGUGUGCACGCAGCUCAGAAGCCUGCAGUGCGCUGUGCAGGUGGACAAUUUCAGGGGCCUUCUGCAGAAGAGGGGGGAAUGGGACCUGCUCUGAAGCAGAUCACUCACCAGGAGCCUGGAGUCUCUGCCUCUUCCUUUGACCUUCCCUGGGGUCUUCUGUUCUUUCUUUUUCUCUUUCUUAAAAGUAGGCACAAGAUUUGAGGACAGGUGAGAUAGGGAGUUUCUGUUGGGUGCUAGGAGAGCAAAGAGUCAAAGUGAUUUGUGAGUGAGGAAAGGACAGGUUGUAGCCAGAGUGACAAAUGUUUUUCUGAGUUUUCUGACUGGGAAGGGUGUGUGAGGACUCUGUUAGAGGAAUGGCUUUGGCCAACAGGAUCCACAGGAUUAAGGUGCAGAGAGACAGUAAAAGAAUGACUGACUUGCCUGUUGUUUCCUGGGUGUUCAUGGAACCCAGAGGCCCACCUCAGGCACCCAAGUCAUAUCCUUUCACCUAGAGGUCAUCACUGAGUAAUGGCAGGAGUCAGAGAAGGGCUGCAGAGGUUUCUAGGAAGCUCUGCAGGGACAGUGUUCCCCCUGGUGUUGGGAUCUCCCUUGCCUAGGGUACACAAAGGGGCUGGCACCUGCCACCUGCUCCAGUGAAGCUGCCUCCUGGUCUGUGUCCUGCUUUACUGGCUCUUCUCAAAGGAACAUCAGGAUAGAAAGGGGUUCCUCGUGUUUUGAGCUGGCUGAAGGUGCGCGUGGUUCUGGAAGUGUCCUCUAGGUGGCACUGAUCUUCAGUGAGCUGUUUAUGACUUGUCACAAGGGCUGGGGGUGUGGUGCUGGUUACAUAGGGAAGGAGCUGAGCAGACACCACGGCCAGGAAGACCGAGGGACUUGGAGGUAAGAACAGUGAGGGGAUGAGAGGCAGAGAUCUGUGGUCUGCUGAGGGAUUCUGAGAAGCCAUGGGGGCACUGGCUGGAGGGCCGGGUCAGGGGACGGUCCAGGAGCCCCUCACUGAGUUCAGACCACCUGAGACCAGCCAAGUCUUUUGUGGGCAUGGGGAAAUGGCUCAGGAAAUGCAUCAGAGGAGAUUGGGAGCUCAUGGAUUACCUUCUGGAGUCGAUGCUGAUGCCAAAUUUAAUUUUUAUUUAUGUUUAAUACCUUCCGAAUCAGGAGGGAAAGUCUGAGCUGGGGAGAUGGGAUGGAGCACACCCCCUUGUUUGCAGGGAGAGGUGGAGUUCCCUUUCUCACAUGGAUUGUCUAUGUGCCGAUACACGGUUUUCUCGUCCUCAGACCUGUGGGUCCUCUGGGCUUCCCCAGAUAGGUGUGUGCUGGGGUGCUCUGCUGUGCUGUUUACCCAGCUUGGUGUUUUUAAAUCCAUGUUUUUGCCACAGCUGACCUUUCCUGUGCACCUCUGAUCCGUGUGGAACAGUACACAUAGCCUCUUUUUCAAUGCAUUGUAAGAACAUGAUAUACUGUACAUUGGAAAGUAUUUACCUAUUUAUAUAUCCGAAUGUUCCUACUACACAAAUAAACAUAUAUUGAAUUCUA
This is a messenger RNA of Cavia porcellus (domestic guinea pig), 7526 nucleotides long. It is a transcript of the gene Cds2, whose product is annotated as CDP-diacylglycerol synthase 2. The transcript is spliced from 13 exons. Bases 227 to 1564 code for a protein of 445 amino acids. The record is from RefSeq and is a predicted model, not a curated record. Gene Ontology annotation, cellular component: endoplasmic reticulum membrane. Lineage: Eukaryota; Metazoa; Chordata; Mammalia; Rodentia; Caviidae. Gene Ontology annotation, molecular function: phosphatidate cytidylyltransferase activity.